This is a messenger RNA of Pungitius pungitius (ninespine stickleback), 4891 nucleotides long. It is a transcript of the gene tcf12, whose product is annotated as transcription factor 12. Gene Ontology annotation, biological process: regulation of transcription by RNA polymerase II. The transcript has 21 exons. Lineage: Eukaryota; Metazoa; Chordata; Actinopteri; Perciformes; Gasterosteidae. Gene Ontology annotation, molecular function: protein dimerization activity; DNA-binding transcription factor activity, RNA polymerase II-specific; RNA polymerase II cis-regulatory region sequence-specific DNA binding. The coding region runs from base 409 to 2559 and encodes 716 amino acids. The record is from RefSeq and is a predicted model, not a curated record. Gene Ontology annotation, cellular component: transcription regulator complex; chromatin.
GUUGGGAGUUGAGAAAAGACCAUCACUGCGUUUUGUAUUCUGGAGCUGCAGAUUCAGGCUGCCAUUUGAAAUAUGUGUUCGCCUUAGUUACUCAUUUUGAGCCAGGAUGUAUUUUACGUUUCACCUCGUUAAGUAUUCCUCUGUGCUAUUGUCUUUAAACCGCUCGCAGGUCAAUGCUAAAGCGUUAGCUUUUUUUCAAUAGGAAUGAACCAGAAGCCGCUGCUAGCCUCCGCCGGCUAGCAGCGGGGACGCAGCGCGUCUCGGUGAUCGUUAACCAUCGUCUGGUCCGCGCGCACACCGCGGACAUUAUUCACGUCGCCCGUGAGAAACACGGUCACCUGCAGCAGGUCUCCUCUUUCUUUCUUUUUUAAUCAUUAGGAAUAAACUUCAGGUGUCUAGAUCUCCAGGAUGAACCCUCAGCAGCGGAUCGCCGCUCUCGGAACCGACAAGGAAUUAAGUGACCUGCUGGAUUUCAGUGCGAUGUUCUCUCCACCUGUGAGCGGAGCAAAAAACAGGCCCACCACACUGGGAAGCAGUCAGUUCACCGCAGCAGGUGCGGACGAGCGGACCAACCAAGCGUCUUGGGCCCCAGGUGGCGAGUGCAGUCCCUCCUAUGAGUCUUCCCGGGGUUUGACUGACAGCCCUCAUUACGCCAAUCAUUUGAGUGACAGUCGAUUACUGUCCCAUGAAGGAUUGUCUCCAACACCUUUCGUGAACUCAAACAUUAUGGGUAAAUCAGAGAGGGCUCCAUUUCCGGCCUACGGGAGGAACCCUGGAGCAUCUUGUGGACAGUCUUCUUCCGUUAAACCAGACAUGUCGUUGGCGAGUCCCAGUCCAGUGACUCCAAAGUCCGCAGCUCCUUUCUUUUCCUUCACCACAGCGAAUCCUAGAAGACGUCCCCUGCAAGAUCCUCCGCCCAUCGAUCCUCCACAAACCAAAAAGGUUCGCAAGGUCCCUCCUGGCCUCCCUUCAUCUGUUUACGCGCCAUCUCCAAACUCAGAAGACUUCAACAGAGAUUCACCUUCCUUCUCUUCUCCCAAACCCUCCAGCAGUAUGUUUGCAAGCACUUUCUGUGAUGGCACCCACGGCUCGUCUGACCCUUGGAACUCGUCCAAUGGGAUCAGUCAGCCCGGGUACGGGGGAAUGCUCGCCGGAUCGUCGCCUCAUAUGCCGCAGUCAGGAAACUACAGCAGCCUGCACUCACACGACCGUCUGAAUUACCCCACACACUCGGCCUCCCCGGACAUCAACGCCAGUCUUCCUCCCAUGUCCACCUUCCACCGAGGCAACACCAGCACUUCUCCAUUCCUCACCGAGGCGCACACCACCUCCGUCAACGCGGUCGACGGGGUCAUGGCUGCUGCAAAUCGGGGGAACGCCGCUGGAAGCUCACAGACUGGAGAUGCGUUGGGCAAGGCUUUAGCCUCGAUUUACUCUCCGGACCACACUAGCAGUAGUUUUCCAUCCAACCCCUCGACACCCAUGGGUUCUCCUUCACCUUUGACAGCCACAGCAGGUGCUGCGUCAGCGAGCUCUGUGGUGACUACGUCUGGAAGGCCAGGUACCAACCAGUGGCCCCGUGCCGGCGGACAAACCCCCCCCUCUCCAACCUACGAGAACUCUCUUCACUCACUGAAAAACAGAGUUCAUCAGCAGUUACAUGAGCAUCUCCAGGAUGCCAUGUCUUUCUUAAAGGAUGUCUGCGAGUCCCGAAUGGAGGAUCGUCUGGACAGACUGGAUGAUGCAAUCCUCGUUCUGAGGAACCAUGCAGUGGGCUCCACGACCUCUCUGCCCAGCGACUUACACAGUCUGCUGGGACAGGCACAAAGUGGGCCGAUCGCAGCCCCCGGGGCAAACUUCCCUGCCUCCGCGUUGGUUCCGAGUCGGACGGCAGCGAUGGGUGCCCACCCUGACGAGGCUGCUAGUCUCAACAACAGCCAUGGCGGUCUUCCCAGCGCCUGCUCCACAUCCAGCACAGAACUUCACCAACAAUUGGAAACCUUCAGAGGUCUCGCUUCAGCUCUGGCUGGUCAUUUGCCUGCUUCACUGGAGCUGAAGGUGGAGAAACAGGACAAGGAUGACAUGAACGACAGCCUCUCUAUAAAUGAAAAAUCAGAUGACGAGAGCGACAGGAGAGAUGUGAGGACACCCAGAGCAGGAACACGUACCAGUUCUUUCUCCCAAAGCAUCACUGAGGACGAGGACCUUAAUCCGGAGCAGAAGGCCGAACGUGAGCGAGAGAGGAGGAUGUCGAACAACGCCCGCGAGCGCCUAAGGGUGCGAGACAUCAACGAAGCCUUCAAGGAGCUGGGUCGCAUGUGCCAGCUGCACCUGAAAAGCGAGAAGCCCCAAACUAAGCUGCUCAUCCUCCAUCAAGCCGUGGCUGUCAUACUUAACCUGGAGCAUCAAGUCAGAGAGCGCAAUUUGAACCCCAAAGCAGCCUGCCUUAAGAGAAGGGAGCAGGAAAAAGUCACCGAGGGCUGCGGGGACCCCCAACAAGCCAACACAGGGGGGCAUCCAGGCCUGACGGACGCAUCUAACCCCAUGGGUCACCUCUGAGCAGCAGACAGAUCAAAGUGACUCACAUCGUUUCCGUCCCGUCGAGUCGGUGACCUUGCUUUCCAGUGACAGACAGGACUCACAGUUUGUGACACCAAUCGAAGGAGAACGACUACUCGAAGCAAAUCUACGAGUCUGACACAAUCGAUUCCAAAAAGAUUGAAGAAGAGCCGGGCGCCCGGCUCCCUCCGACCACUUUCCAUCUGCAAAUUUCUCCCCACCUCAAAGAAAAAGAUCCUCAGCACAUAUCAAUGUCUGCAAGAAGUGUUGCUUCUGAACAAUCAGAGACUUUGCAAUCUCCUCCAAACAUUAGAGGAAAUUGCCAUGUGCCUAAACCGAAUUGACUAAUGCAUUGUAACAGCAACCGUUUUGUUUGUCUGUUUCUUUUUCUUCUAUUUAUUAUGUUAUUGAGCUAUAAAGUCUACGUCUAAAGGGAAAGUUGAGCAAAGAGAAGUACGGUGCUUUUCAGUUGAUCUAUAGUUUGCCAGGAUCACCAUUAAUACUGAGCACUACACCCUGGCAAAUAUUUGGCAAGUCCCAGAUGAAGGGAAAACAUUUGGCCACGGAGAAGAUUAAUUUAUUGGACAGAGGGAGAUUUAUACCCAAGUGAAAAUGAUCAUUAGCUGUUAGAAAUACAGCCCCCAUUAAAAAAAAAUGCAUAAUAUUUAUAUAAUCGUAUUAAUCCUGCCACUGGCCACAUGUGUUACUAAAACUACCGUUGGUUGUGUAGUUCGGUUCGGUUCCUGUGCUGCUAACCAGCAGAAUGAUUGUCCAAACUCCGUGAGCACAAACAACAUGCAGGAGACGGGCGGAUGGUAAACUCAAGUUUCACUGAGAGCUCGGAUGUUGUCGUGUUCCUUUUUCCUUGGUAGUGAACAGUGAAAAUAAAGUAACCUAUUUACAAACCUUAGCAUUCCCGGCAUAUUGUUAGUGUCUUACUUAAAAAUAAAUGGGACUUUUUUGCCUGUCCCUUUGCCAUGUAUUGUUAAAUGUAAGCAGUGACAUCUCUCGUUUAGAUGCUCCUGACAUCGGCACAGAAUUGGCUUGUUUUUUCAUUGUUCCACUACUUUAAAAAAUGACUAUGAUUACACUUUCUCCUGCCUGAUGAACACCUCAAUUAUUUUUCUGUUAGUAUUUCAAGACCGUACAAUUUUAAAGCAGUUAUUCUUGAUGAAGUUUUUGUUAUACAUAUUUGUCUUGUAACAAGUUAUGUCUUACGGCUUCCAACUAUACUGUUCAGUUUUGAUUAUGUUUCAUCCAACAUACAUUAAGCCAGACGAGAUAGUUUAUGUGCAUUUUGUUAAAUAUCAUAGAACCGUAGCACAAUAAUGAACAGAAACACUUAAUAGGAUUGUCUUUUAUGCUUAAAGACAUAAAUCAUAUCUUGAAUUUUUUUAUUUCAUUCUAUAUGUUUUUCUUUGGUCUUAAGACUUGCUUUAUAUUCCAUUUAUUUCUUUGAAUAUUUUCUUUCAUCUUUUAUCUACACCUUAAACAAGGCUGCCACAUUCAGAAUUUAUAUUCUCUCGAAAAGGGGACUGAAUUUGAAUAAAAGACGCCACAUCAAGAGUUUACAUUAAAGUUUAUGAUUUCAAAAUGUUUUGCAGAAAAAAACAAAAAGCAUUUUCAUGUAUUUUCUGACUCAAUGUGGCUCAGUUCUUUGUUUCAGUAAUUACAAGCUUGUGUUCAUGCUGGCGAACUUUGAAGGAAUAGUAUGUCACUUCCUGCUUCAGUUUUAAUUUACGGUUCUCGCAAUAUUUCUUUGGUCCUCUUUUUGCCAAGUUAGACUUUGCUCUUUUACAAGUUGCUUUCUCUUGUAUAAUAUAUGAGAAAAAAAGAAAACUGAAAGAAAAAAAAACAUUUGGCUUAUUUUUCACUGUAGUUAGUCUUUUAUACAAUAAUACUGUAAGAAUAUUUCUUAAAUUCUAAAUAUUACUCUUUCUAGAUUUUUGAAAGCAAAAGUUUUGAGUAAAACGUUUCUUACUUUAUUUUACUAUAUUAGAUAGUAAAACGUAGGGUUAUUUUCAAUAGCCUGUCCAUUAUUACAUUAUUACAAAUACACAAAUGGCAUCUCAAGAACAAUCUAAAUCGUUGCUCGUAGUCGAGUCCUUCAAAAGGCUUCGUACGAGCUCCACUUUCUGUAACUGACGACCGUCAUCUUAUUUUUCAGUAUCUCGCUGUUGAUUGAUUAAAGAUUUGUUCUUGUGUCAGAUGAAAAGGUAUUGUCCAUGCACAUCAAAAAAAACUGCAACAAGAAUUUGAAUUUUCUGUUUUUUUCAACAGAAAAACAAUGUAAAUAACAUUUAUGUUGCAAUAAAAAUGCCACUUUUUUUAA